AUUUACCACCACCAUCACCACACAACCCAACUCCUCUCACUCCCCAACAAUCUCAAACAACAGCUCGAGGAAUCAACAGCAGCGACUACUCUGUUCGUUGAACCAACAAUCAACAGACGGACAUGGGGAUGCCGGCGGCGAGGAGGAGGGAGAGGGACGCGGAGGCGGAGCUGAACCUGCCCCCGGGAUUCCGCUUCCACCCCACCGACGACGAGCUGGUGGAGCACUACCUGUGCCGCAAGGCGGCGGGGCAGCGCCUGCCCGUGCCCAUCAUCGCCGAGGUCGACCUCUACCGCUUCGACCCGUGGGCGCUCCCCGACCGCGCCCUCUUCGGCACCCGCGAGUGGUACUUCUUCACGCCCCGCGACCGCAAGUACCCCAACGGAUCCCGCCCCAACCGCGCCGCCGGCAACGGCUACUGGAAGGCCACCGGCGCCGACAAGCCCGUCGCGCCCCGCGGGGGUCGCACCAUGGGGAUCAAGAAGGCCCUCGUGUUCUACGCCGGCAAGGCGCCCAAGGGGGUCAAGACGGACUGGAUCAUGCAUGAGUACCGCCUCGCCGACGCCGGACGCGCCGCCGCCAGCAAGAAGGGCUCCCUCAGGCUGGACGACUGGGUGCUCUGCCGGCUGUACAACAAGAAGAACGAGUGGGAGAAGAUGCAGCUGCAGCAGCAGCAGGGGGAAGGGGAGACCAUGAUGGAGCCCAAGGCGGAGGAGAACACGGCGUCCGACAUGGUCGUCACCUCGCACUCCCACUCCCAGUCCCAGUCGCACUCGCACUCGUGGGGCGAGGCGCGCACGCCCGAGUCGGAGAUCGUCGACAACGACCCGUCGCUGUUCCACCAGGCGCAGGCGACGGCGUUCCAGACGCAGAGCCCCGCGGCCGCCGCGGCGCACCAGGAGAUGAUGGCCACGCUGAUGGUGCCCAAGAAGGAGGCGGCCGAUGAGGGCAGGAACGACCUGUUCGUGGACCUCAGCUACGACGACAUCCAGAGCAUGUACAACGGCCUCGACAUGAUGCCGCCCGGGGACGACCUGCUCUACUCCUCCUUCUUCGCCUCCCCCAGGGUCCGGGGCAGCCAGCCCGGCUCCGGCGGCAUGCCAGCCCCGUUCUAAGCACACAGCAAAGACAGACCAUCAGACCGUCAGACUCCGAUCGACAGAAGCGGAAUGGAUGACUUCUUCGCCGCGGGCGAGCGAGCGAGAUCGCGGUGCAGUGUAAAUACAGCAUAGGAAACGGGAGGGAGGUGGCCGUCCUGUCUGAGAGAAGCCGGCGUGGUGAGGGCGGCGGCGCCGGGGCGUGUUGCUGUACAUGGAGAGCCCGGCGCCGGGGCCUGGCCGGCUGGGUUGAUUCUUUCGUUCUUACUUUGUACUCUCAAUGCGGAUGUAGCUCUCUUCUCUUCUCACUCCUCAGUAGUAGAAUGAGAAUCGACCGACCAAAUACAUAUGUAGCUCUGUUUCUUCCUUCUCUUCAGUAGAAAUCAACCAAAUUUUGCUGUUUA
Hordeum vulgare subsp. vulgare (domesticated barley) is the source of this 1501-nucleotide messenger RNA. Its product is annotated as NAC domain-containing protein 2-like. Gene Ontology annotation, biological process: regulation of DNA-templated transcription. The transcript has 2 exons. Bases 123 to 1115 code for a protein of 330 amino acids. Lineage: Eukaryota; Viridiplantae; Streptophyta; Magnoliopsida; Poales; Poaceae. The record is from RefSeq and is a predicted model, not a curated record. Gene Ontology annotation, molecular function: DNA binding.